Messenger RNA from Lycium barbarum (goji berry), 2199 nucleotides. RefSeq names its product ABC transporter G family member 5. The transcript is spliced from 3 exons. Gene Ontology annotation, molecular function: ABC-type transporter activity; ATP binding; ATP hydrolysis activity. Lineage: Eukaryota; Viridiplantae; Streptophyta; Magnoliopsida; Solanales; Solanaceae. Gene Ontology annotation, cellular component: membrane. Bases 145 to 2067 code for a protein of 640 amino acids. The record is from RefSeq and is a predicted model, not a curated record.
UUCUUGAAUCUCAUGAAUAAAAUAUAUUAAGAAGAGUUUAAAGUACAAAAUAAAAAUCUAGAAACUUGGGAAAAAGAGAGUAAAAAAGGUACAAAGAACAAAGCAAAUUUGUGAGUGUGAGUUAGCUAUAGUUAAACUUGUUCAAUGAAGAAACAAGGUUGUGAAAUUGAAGCAAUAGGCAUCAACUACACAAUCUAUACACAAAAAAGAGAUACCCCUUUUAAUUUUUUUCGCAGAAACCAACAUCACAAGUGUUCUAGUGGAGUUCAAGAAUUGCAUGAAGUUAAAGAAUUGGAAAAGGGAAAUAAUCCAAAGGCUACAAGGCAUGUGCUUAAGGAUGUGAAAUGCAGAGCAAAAUCAGGUGAAAUUUUAGCCAUUGUUGGUCCAAGUGGUGCUGGAAAGUCUACUUUUUUAGAAGUUUUAGCAGGCAAGAUUGAGCCAGAAAGUGGGUCCAUUUUUGUGAACCAAAAACCAGUAGAUAAAGCAAGGUUCAAGAAGAUUUCAGGCUAUGUUACACAAAAGGACACUCUAUUUCCUCUAUUAACAGUUCAAGAAACUUUAAGUUUUAGUGCAAACCUUAGACUUAAACUUCCUGCUAAAGAAUUGAAUUCAAGGGUCAAGUGUUUGAUUCAAGAACUUGGCUUACAACAUGUUGCUGGUGCAAGGAUUGGUGAUGAUCGAAUUCGAGGGAUUUCAGGUGGUGAAAGGAGGAGAGUUUCCAUUGGAGUUGAACUAAUCCAUGACCCUAGAGUAUUGAUUCUUGAUGAGCCAACUUCAGGUCUUGACAGUACUUCAGCAUUGCAGAUCAUUGACAUGCUUAAAACCAUGGCUGUUACUCGUGGUAGAACGAUAAUUCUUAGUAUUCAUCAGCCAUGUUUCAGGAUCAUGAAGUUGUUCAAUUCCAUCCUACUUUUGGCUAAUGGUGCAAUCUUGCAUCAUGGAACCAUUGAACAACUUAGUUUAAGGUUGAUCCUAAUGGGAUUACAACUUCCCCUUCAUGUUAACAUCCUGGAAUUCGCCAUCGAAUCGAUCGAUAUAAUCCAGAAACAAAGCCACACAUUGCUGCCUCAAUCAACGCUCAUGAUAAAGAAUUCAGCAUUUGCAGGUAAGUCCACUCUGCAGCAACUUUUUCAAGAAUCUAAGCUAAUUGAUGAAGAGUCUAUGCCAAAGCCUAUCCAUAAUGAUUUCCCAAGUGGUUUUGCAAAUUCAAGAUUGCAAGAGAUUGUGAUUCUUACUAUAAGAUUUUGCAAAAUCAUAUACAGAACAAAGGAGCUUUUUGGUUGUAAGACACUACAAAUGUUAGUCUCAGGGCUUGUGUUAGGAUCGGUAUUUUACAAUCUUGAACAAAAUUUAGUUGGAGCACAAGCAAGGGUAGGCCUUUUUGCCUUCAUCUUGACAUAUUUAUUGUCAAGCACAACAGAAGCAUUACCAAUAUUCUUGCAAGAAAGGGAAAUACUAAUGAAAGAAACUUCUUGUGGGAGCUAUAGAGUUUCAUCAUAUGUCAUAGCAAACAGCCUUGUCUACUUGCCAUUUUUGCUCAUUCUCGCAUUGCUUUUUUCAACCCCAUUAUACUGGAUGGUUGGUUUGAAAAAGCAGUUUAUGGCAUUCAUGCACUUUUUGCUACUAAUUUGGCUGACUUUAUACACAGCAAACUCAGUUGUUGUUUGCUGUAGUGCCUUAGUACCAAAUUUCAUCAUUGGGAACUCAUUGGUUUGUGCUGUGAUGGGAUCAUGUGCUUUGUUCUCUGGAUACUUUGUUUCAAAAAAUGAGAUUCCAAAUUAUUGGAUUGGGAUGCAUUAUGUGUCACUUUUUAAGUACCCUUUUGAAGGGUUCUUGAUUAAUGAGUUUUCUGGUUCUGGAAAAUGCUUGCAAUACAUGUUUGGGAUGUGUUUGGCUAGUGGUGAACAAGUGCUUAAAGAAGAAGGAUAUGGUGGUGAAGGAAGUAGAAGGAAGAAUUUGCUCAUUAUGGUUUGUUUUAUCUUGCUUUACAGGUUCAUUUCUUAUGUAAUUCUUAGAGUUAGAUGUUCUCAAGGGGGAGGAUUGAAAAAGAUCCUCAUUUCAAGAUGAACACAUUUUAAGUCCACAAGUCACUUGUACAAAAUACACAAUGUUGUUUGUUGUAAUAUUGACUGCGCAUUUUGUUAAAGGGACUUGUAUAUAUAUAAAUAUCCUUUUCUAUUUUAAAAGGAAAAAUUACUA